This is a messenger RNA of Acytostelium subglobosum LB1, 3711 nucleotides long. RefSeq lists its product as hypothetical. The record is from RefSeq and is a predicted model, not a curated record. The transcript has 10 exons. The coding region runs from base 1 to 3711 and encodes 1236 amino acids. Gene Ontology annotation, biological process: SCF complex assembly; protein ubiquitination. Gene Ontology annotation, cellular component: nucleus. Lineage: Eukaryota; Evosea; Eumycetozoa; Acytosteliales; Acytosteliaceae.
AUGACAAGCUUCUUCUUAACUCAGGUCCUGGAGAAGAUGGGCUCUGGCGAUAAGGAUAUUCGUUUCAUGGCCACACAUGACCUUGCUAAUGAGAUGGAGAAGGACACCUUCAAGAUGGACCCACUCAUGGAGCCAAAGAUCGUUCAGAAGUUGCUUGACCUUACUGAUGACAAGGCAAACAAUGUACAAGAGAAUGUUGUCAAGUGUUUGGGAUUGCUGGUCAAGUUUGUUCGUGAUACAGUUGCCUCAGAUAUGGCUGACCAUUUGACCAAGAACCUAUUGGAGACCACAAAGGAGGAGCUUCAGGAGAUCAGCUCAAUUGGUCUAAAGACCAUUGUUGCCAACAUGCCACCAAACUCUACCUCACCUGCUAUGGUCACCAAGAGAAUCGUUCCAAAGCUCUUGGAGGGUAUUCAGAAUAGCAAAGCAGGUGACAAGACAGAGACAAAGAUGUACUGUUUGGAUAUUCUUAAUGACUUCCUUGCAAGAUAUGGUCCCUUGGUUCCACACUUGGACCAGGUCAGAGAUGCUGUCCUACCAAGUUUGAACGCAUCACGUCCGGCCAUUAGAAAGAGAGCCAUUAACUGUCUCUCUAGCUUUGCCAUCCCCGCCUCGGACGAUCUGUUCUACAACCUCGCCGAUAAUAUCAUCAAGCAGAUCGAGGAGGCCAAGAAGGCUGACCAUAUCUCCACACUCAUCCAACUGAUCGGUUCCAUUGGUCGCUGCUCUGGUUUCCGAUUGGGAAAGUACCUGCCAAAGAUCAUGCCCUACAUCAUCAAGUAUGCCGACAGCAACAAGUUUGAGAACAUGGACGAGCUCAAGGAGAACUGUUUGCUCUGUUUCGAAUCAAUCAUUGAGAGGUGCCAAAAGGACGUCACGCCCUUCCUCAACGACAUCAUCACCCUCUCGCUCAAGUACAUCAAAUUCGAUCCAAACUACUCGGACGAUGGAGAUGACGAAGAGGAUGAAUCAGAGGAGAUGGAGACCGACGAUCAAGAGGAGGAGGAAGAAGAGGAUGAGGACGCUGACAUCAGUGACGACGAUGACAUUAGCUGGAAGAUUCGUAGAUCAGCCUCAAAGGUAUUGUGUGCAAUCAUUACCUAUCGCCCAGAGCUCCUUCUUCAAAUGUACGAGCAAGUGGCACCAGUCCUCUACAGCAGAUUCAAUGAGAGAGAGGAGAAUGUUAGAUUGGAUAUCUUCAAUACUUUUGUGUUGUUGUUGAAGCAAACUCAAAAGAGAUCCACUGAUGCCAACAAGUAUGCCCAGGUGUUGAAGUCACAAACACCAAAGAUUGUAUCCUCCUUGAAGAAGUCUUUGGUGGACAAGUCCAUCAGAAUCCGUGUUGGCGCUUUCUGUCUCUUGAAGGAGCUGAUCAUCAUCGUUCCAGGCUGUCUGGCUCAACAUGUUCAGGCACUCGUUCCAGGAAUCACCAACAGCCUCAACGACAAGAACACAAACUCCAAUCUCAAGAUCGAGGCCCUGUCCUUCCUGCGAGUCCUUCUCAACAACCACCCACACGAGGCCUUCCAUCCACACGCCAAGGUGUUGAGCACUCUUAUCAACCAGUGCAUCAAGGAGUCCUAUUACAGAAUCACAUCCGAGUCGCUCAAGGUCUGUCAAGAGUUUGUCGUUACACUCCGUACUCCCGGUGCCGCACCAACUCCAGACACACAGCAAUAUGCUCUCUCAUUGUAUGAGGCCACCCUCGUUCAGUUGAAGGCACAGGAUGUCGACCAGGAGGUCAAGGAGAACGCAAUCUCCUGUAUGGGAUCGAUCAUUGCCACAUUUGGUGAUGUCCUCCAGGCACAGCUCCAGCCAUGCUACGCCAUCCUUCUGGAUCGUUUGGAUAACGAGAUCACUCGAGUGAUCACUUUGAGGACUUUGUCAAAGAUUACCACAUCACCAUACAAGGUUGACGUCACUCCUCUUACCAGCAAGGCCAUCGACCUAUUGUCAUCAUUCCUGAGAAAGAACAACCGUCAAUUGAAACAAACUACCAUUACAGUGCUCAACGACACUGUUCUCCAUAUCCCUCAGGUUAUCAAGGAUGCCCAAGUGCCAACAAUCCUUACAGAGUUGGCAAGCAACAUUAAUGAGGCAGACUUGCAGCUUACACACCUGUCCUUUGUACUCUACCAAAACCUUCUCAAGUCGCACCCAACCUCUGUGACCUACCUUCGUCAGAAGAUACUCCCACCAACCUUGACUCUGUUGAAGAGCUCUGUUCUCCAAGGUGUAGCGUUGGAGUCUCUGUUGUCCUUGUUUGCCAGUGUGGUCAAGUUGAACGAGCCACAAGUCACCUACAAGGACCUCCUCAACCUGCUCUUUGACACUGCCGGACAGAUCAAGCAGCCAGUGACCAGACAGUCGUUUGCACCAGUCUCUCAGUGCAUUGCCAUCAUUACCAUCUCCACUGAUGCCACCAGCAGAAACGCAACAAUUGAGGGAUUGAUUAAGAACCUCUCCUCCACUGAAGAGCCUCUUGUUCUGCUUUCCCUUACUUGUAUCGGUGAGAUUGGUAGACGUAUCGAUGUCUCCUCGUUCAAGAAUAUCCAGAACACAAUCCUCCACACGUUUGAUGCCACAAACGAGGAGGUUAAGCAGGUGGCCGCUCUUUGCCUCGGAAACAUUGCAGUGUCAUCACUGGCCACUUUCCUGCCAUUCAUUUUGAGCAGCAUCGAGAGCAAUCCAAAGAAGCAAUACCUGCUCCUCCACUCACUCCGCGAGUGCAUCGCCAGGCUGCCACAGUCUGCCAACGGCAUUGAGAGCAUCCGUCCAUACCUACCAGCUGUGCUUAAGAUUCUAUUCGACUACUCCUCUCCAAACCAACCAUCGCUUCUCGAUGAGGAGGGAACUCGUAACAUUGUGGCCGAGUGUCUCGGAAAGCUUUCCAUUGUGUCGCCAACCGAAAUCAUCCCAAGACUCGAGAAACUUAUCACAUCUGCUUCUUUGUUGGAGAGAUCAACAGCUGUCACCUCUAUCAAGUUUGCCAUUUUGGAGAACAAGGAGGUCGUAGACACUCACCUCUCACCUUCCAUUGGAAAGUUCUUGACCCUGUUGAGUGAUUCCGAUCUGGUUGUCAAACGUUCUGCUCUGUUGACACUGAACUACAUUGCUCACAACAGACCAAAUCUCAUCUUGGCAGACUUGCCCAAGUACCUGCCAAUACUGUACUCUGACUCCAAGCUCAAGCCAGAGCUGAUCCGUGAGGUCAACUUGGGUCCAUUCAAGCACAAGGUUGAUGACGGCAUUGAGAUCAGAAAGACUGCAUUCGAGUGCAUGUACACACUACUUGAGACCACUUCAUCAUUUGAAGUGUUGCCAUUUGUUGAGUCGCUGGCUGGUGGACUGAAGGACACCCAGCACGACAUCAAGUUGUUGUGCCACUUGCUGGUCAUCCGUUUGGCCGCAGUCAAUGGACAGGGUCUGCUCGAGGGCCUGAACCUCCUGAUCGAGCCACUGCGCGCCACCCUCCUGGCCAAGGUGACCGACGCAGCUGUCAAGCAGCUUGUGGAGCGCAAUGAAGAGUGCAUCCGUUCUGCUCUUCGUGUGAUUGCAGCCAUUCAUCGCAUUCCAUCGUCAGAGUCGAUCAUCAAGUUUGAGGACCUGAUCCGUUCCACCAUCCGUCCAAAUGCAGCGCUCAACACACAGUUCAACGCCAUCGUUGAGGAGGACACCACCAACCAAGAUGCCAUGGAUACAUCCAACUAA